Messenger RNA from Calliphora vicina (urban bluebottle blowfly), 1274 nucleotides. Its product is annotated as probable phosphoserine aminotransferase. Gene Ontology annotation, cellular component: cytoplasm. Bases 155 to 1249 code for a protein of 364 amino acids. Gene Ontology annotation, molecular function: O-phospho-L-serine:2-oxoglutarate transaminase activity; pyridoxal phosphate binding. The record is from RefSeq and is a predicted model, not a curated record. NCBI's taxonomy places the organism in Eukaryota, Metazoa, Arthropoda, Insecta, Diptera, Calliphoridae. The transcript is spliced from 3 exons. Gene Ontology annotation, biological process: L-serine biosynthetic process.
UCCAAUGACCAGAAUCAACCGGCUCAUGUUUACGUUCAAUAUAUAAAAACGCCGACCACUUAGUUACAAAAGUGAAAUUCAGGCGAACAGUCGUAAAGCGUCAGCGCUAAUUGGUUGUUAAAGAUUAUAGAUUAAAACAAACGUGAUAUUAAAAAUGGUUAUCAACUUUGCUGCCGGCCCAGCUAAGUUACCCGAAGAGGUUCUAAAGGAAGUACAGCAAAAUUUGCUAAAUUGUAAUGGCAGUGGAAUUUCAGUUAUGGAAAUGUCUCAUCGCUCCUCAACAUAUGAUAAAAUUCAAAAAGAUGCCAUUAACACGUUGAGGGAACUCUUAGAUGUGCCAAAUAACUACAAGAUAUUGCUUAUGCAAGGUGGAGGUACUGGCCAAUUUGCGGCUGUAGCCAUGAAUCUUAUUGGACGCACAGGCACUGCUGAUUAUGUUGUAACCGGCUCUUGGUCUGCAAAGGCAGCAAAGGAAGCCACUCAGUACGGUAAAGUUAAUUUGGUUUUGCCAAAGUUUGCAAAAUAUACGACAGUGCCCCGCCUGGAUACGUGGAAAUUGGAUUCGAAUGCUUCGUACGUGUACUAUUGCGAUAAUGAAACUGUUGACGGCGUAGAAUUUGACUUUGUUCCGGAAAUUCCCAACGACGUGCCCUUGGUUUGCGAUAUGUCUUCAAACUUCCUAUCUCGAAAGUUCGAUGUAAAACGCUUUGGUAUAAUUUUUGCUGGAGCUCAAAAAAAUAUUGGACCCUCAGGAACUACCGUGAUUAUAAUACGUGAAGAUUUGUUGGGCCAUCAUCUAAAUAUAACACCGUCCGUAUUAAAUUUUUCAUUAAUGCACAAAAACGACUCACUAUUAAACACCCCGCCUACUUUUGGAAUUUACGUUAUGGGUUUGGUUUUUGAGUGGAUCUCACGCAAUGGUGGCGUUGAAGGAAUGUCACAGAAAUCGGUAGUCAAGUCUAAACUCAUUUACGAUAUGAUUGACAAGUCGAACGGAUUUUACUAUUGCCCAGUUGAUGCAAAUGUACGUUCCCGUAUGAAUGUACCAUUUCGUAUUGGCAGUCCUCAGGGUGAUGAAAAUCUCGAAAAAGCUUUCUUAGCUAAAGCCGAAAGCGAAGGCAUGAUUCAACUGAAAGGUCAUCGAUCUGUUGGCGGUAUUCGAGCAUCCCUUUAUAAUGCCGUCACCACUGAUGAAACACAAAAAUUAGCAAGUCUUAUGAUGGAAUUUUAUGAAAACAAUCGAAAAUAAAAUACACAAAUUUGUUAUACUGAUA